CCAGCCAGAAGGGGAACCGUCCUUCACUUAAAACCUGAGGGCUGUGAUUUGGGAAAAGUACCGGAUCUUCGGAAUGCUACAGCAAACAGAGUUACACAGAUGAAGCUGGAAAAAUAGGUAGGAGCCUCGUCAAGAAGGUGCCGUCAGUAUUCAGAAAUUCUGGUUUCAGUGUUGUCAUUUCUAUCCAUGCUUGGUUUACAAGUAGGUGAUCGCCCGGCAUAAGAUUGGCAGACUCCUUUUGUGCCCGUGCUUUUUGGCAAACUUGGGGGUUUCUCGAGUUUGGAUCGUUUGGGCGGGGCAUAAUUCUCCGAUUUGUCGGAGACCGCUGACUCACACACGUUUAUGUGUUUGAUUUUGCAAGUGCCUUCCUUCGUUCAAGGAAUCGCUUAUACAGUUUAUACUUCAAACAGCACAAAGGUGGGUCAGUUUAACAAUCCGAGAGGGCGGGGCCGAGAACCUCAGCGUUGGCGCGGUCGGCGGGCAGAGGGGGAGGGAAGAACGCCUCGCCUGCGACUCACUGCGCAUGUCCCGCCCGCGUUGCUAAGGCAGCGGGAAAAGCGUCACCAGGAAGUGGAGCUCUGCUUAACUAUUGGCACCAAGAUCCGUGGCCUAUGGACUCAGGGCUGAUUAGAUCCCGAGGCAGACUAGAGCAAAGCAGAUGAGAAGAAGCCAAAUCUGAUGCACUGUAAUGACCAUCUGCCCAGAGGCUCAGAGAGUCUAAAAAACACAGAAAGUUGGGUUCAAAUGGACAUCAGUGAUACAACAGACUUUUCUGUUAAUGAUACCUGCACGUCCUUUACUGAUGAAGUACAGAAUUCCAGUACUUUUAGCUCCCCUGGAGAACUGCAUUCCUGGCUUCAUGCCUCUGGGCACAAACUUGAGAAUGAACGCCCAAAUAUAUGCUUGGAACAAGAAGGCAAGCAGUCUGAAGUUUCAGACUUGAACAAUUAUGAAAAGAAGUUGAGUAGAAAAUGGAUCAGUUGCCUCAAGGACAAACUGGCUCACUCUGGACAACACCAUUCAGACAGUAGGCUUCAAACAGAAAUCACUGGGGUAUCUGAUGAAGAGCUGAAUGCCCUGCAGUCUUUUUGCAUCAACAAAAUAAACCUGAUGCAUCAUAGAGUGAAUUCUAAGAAAAGCAGACAUAAAAAAUUGCAGCUUCGAUUAGAGAAAGAAACUCCAAAGAUAGAUGUGUUAAACUGCAUUGUCCCAGAUGAUCUUUUGAACAGAAUCUAUUUAAAAAGCUUGAUGACAACAUUAGAACAGGUGGCAACAGCUAAACAACACGUUAUUUCACAGUGUCCUGACUGCAGCAGAAAAAGAGCAGAACUGGCUCAGUGUGCUUUUCUAAAGCAAAAAAAGACUUUACUGGAAUCACUUCUACUCCAAGAGAAAAUAGAUGAACAUCUUCAUACUAAAGACUUUCUUACCCUUAUUGGAGAAGCACAUCAAGAUCUUCCCAGACUUUCAGAUGACCCAGGAGUAAUCUGGAGAAGACUUACUGAGAAAAGUGCGAUUGGAUACUCUAAUUUUAAAAAGCCAUACAGUGCUGAUGAAGUAGGAUGGAAAUAG
This is a messenger RNA of Condylura cristata (star-nosed mole), 1572 nucleotides long. It is a transcript of the gene CUNH8orf48, whose product is annotated as chromosome unknown open reading frame, human C8orf48. NCBI's taxonomy places the organism in Eukaryota, Metazoa, Chordata, Mammalia, Eulipotyphla, Talpidae. The record is from RefSeq and is a predicted model, not a curated record. The coding region runs from base 679 to 1572 and encodes 297 amino acids. The transcript has a single exon.